CAGCAUACACAUCAGGUUACAUUCCUAUUCUACCCAUAAUGUAUACCAUGAAAAAAAUAGACGCAACAACGCAUAUUUCUGGUCCAUUAAUUUUCCAGUGGAAUUAAAAAAAAGACAUAGCCAAAGGAUGCUUUUAAGCAAUUCUCUUUAUUCGUUAUCAUGACUCCCCCAUUAAAAAAAAAAAAAUCUCCCAAGAAAGAAACGCGCCAGCCAUAUAAUGCUCUUAUUUCAUUUUAGUCACCGUGCCUGCAAGUCAAACCUUUAUUAACCUUUAACCUUUAUUAUUGCGCACAAAUUGCAUCGGAAAGAGCGCGGUUGUUAAUACCGUUAACGACCAACCAAAUCCUCGCUGCUUUGCAACAAAAAAAAGAGCCCUUUUACGUCUUUUGUGCGUUAAAUUGCUGGCAAUCAUCCUAAUGUCUGUUCCUAAAUGAAAUGUCACACACGAAUGCACCUAUUUUGAAAACGUUUAAUUUAGUUCCUAAAGUGCGUAUUUUUAGUAAACAACGUCAACGUGUCCGGUCUCGCAUUUUCGUCGUUUUAUUUUAUUUUAUUUUUUUUUGCUUUAUGGCAAUAAUUAUUUGUCACCUAUGUUUGACAUCGUCCAACACGCUUGUCAUAAUUCGGCAAUUGUUGAAAUCCUCUUCCGUUCAGUUCAAACCGAAGAUUGUAAUUAAAACAUUUUGUGUUUUGAUUUAAUUUGGGCGAGUACAGUUAUUGCUUCCAUACUACGUACGCGUCUCGUUUUCAAAUAACAGACGAGCAAAUAUGUUUCUCAGCGUUUCUCAUUGUCACAUGAUAAAACUCCCUGUGGCAUAUUGCAACGCUGUCAUUUUUAAUUUCUUAGUUUUUUUUUUCAGUUCAUUGUGAGAUAUGCAAAUCCGCACGCGCGCGCCCUCCUAUUUUUGUCCCCCCGAAAGGGAGGCAGGCCACGCACCGUAACUUUCUUCUUUGCAGCCCUCCACCUCUCUCUGCACCUUGGAAAGCGUUUGCGUGGAGGAAUAAGAAGCUGCGUGCAAGUUGCACUUCCUGUAAAGUCACAACUCCAUCCCACCAGUGAGGGGAGAGGUACAGUGCACGAAGGGGAGGGUGUGCAUUUGCGCACAUGCCUUGUCUUUCUACCAGGCUUCUAGACAAACGCAGUUUUGCUUCGCCACACAACAGGAUCAUCGUCAACGUUCUUAAAGCCGGGAAAGGAGCUAUCAAGCCCGCUUGAAAAAAAAAAACAACAAAAAAGGGCGGCGAGGAGUAUUUUGUGCGAGCACCGGAUGAUAAAAGCUUUGCUGGCCGCCCAUCGACAACUUGUUCCCGGCUUGACUGCUGCCGCUGCUCGCCGGGAGGCUCCGGGGGAUUCAUGUACUGGAAAAAUGAAGUUUUGUCCCCUCUGUCAGAGGGCAACACGGUUCUGUCCACCACGAAGCAGGUGAUCUGCAGUGAGCGUCAUAGUGCUGCGGGCUGCAGCGUGGACUCCAAACACACGCAAAUGUCUCAGUCGGACGCGGAGUCUCAGCGGUCCAACAUGGAGCGGGAGGACACACGCUCGUCCCCGAGCACGCCGUCCACGCCCUCCGUGUGCUCGCCCACCUCCACCGCCAGCUCGGUUCCGUCCACGGGGAAGAACGUGUGCGCCAGUUGCGGUCUGGAGAUCCUGGACCGAUACUUGCUGAAGGUGAACAACUUGAUCUGGCACGUGCGCUGCCUGGAAUGUUCGGUGUGCCGGACGUCGUUACGUCAGCACAGUAGCUGCUACAUCAAAAACAAGGAGAUCUUCUGUAAAAUGGAUUAUUUCAGUAGGUUUGGUACUAAGUGUGCCCGCUGCGGGCGUCAGAUCUACGCCAGCGACUGGGUGCGGCGCGCCAGAGGCAACGCGUACCACUUGGCGUGCUUCGCGUGCUACUCGUGCAAGAGGCAGUUGUCCACAGGGGAGGAGUUUGGCCUGGUGGAGGAAAAGGUGCUGUGCAGGAUCCACUACGACACCAUGGUGGAGAACCUCAAGCGAGCGGCGGAAAGCGGUGAGCGGGUUCGAUUCUCUUUGUUGGAUGACUACAAUCACCCGCGGAUUCAGUUUCACGUCUGUCUUGACUUUCAUGUGGCUUCUGUACAGAUCAUGCAGGCCCAGUUUGCCCAGGACAACAACCCGGAUGCUCAGACGUUACAAAAACUUGCCGACAUGACGGGUCUCAGCAGGCGAGUUAUACAGGUGUGGUUUCAAAACUGCAGAGCAAGACACAAAAAGCACACGCCCCAACACAGCGGGGGCCCCCAGGGUCACCCACAGUCCAGGAUACCCUCGUCCUUGCCCGAUGACCUUCACUACUCCCCCUUCGGCAGCCCCGACAGGGCGCGCAUGGUCGCCCUACACGGAUACAUCGACAGUCACCCUUUCUCCGUGUUGACCUCCCAGAGUCUCCCCCACCAGGCCAUGUCGCUGCCUCAGCUGCCCCUCAGCCGCUAGCAUGCCGCCACGACUGCGACUUUUUAGGACCUGCCUCAAACCUCUGCGCCCCCCCGACACUUGACCUCCAAUCACUCACACCCGCGCGGCAACCAUCAGGUCGAGCCGGAGUCGGAUCGGAGGAGAGAGAGA
This is a messenger RNA of Hippocampus comes (tiger tail seahorse), 2587 nucleotides long. It is a transcript of the gene lhx6a, whose product is annotated as LIM homeobox 6a. The coding region runs from base 1355 to 2455 and encodes 366 amino acids. The transcript is spliced from 8 exons. The record is from RefSeq and is a predicted model, not a curated record. Gene Ontology annotation, cellular component: nucleus. NCBI's taxonomy places the organism in Eukaryota, Metazoa, Chordata, Actinopteri, Syngnathiformes, Syngnathidae. Gene Ontology annotation, molecular function: RNA polymerase II transcription regulatory region sequence-specific DNA binding; DNA-binding transcription factor activity, RNA polymerase II-specific. Gene Ontology annotation, biological process: neuron differentiation; forebrain neuron development; regulation of transcription by RNA polymerase II.